AUGUCCCAUCUCACUUAUCUAAAAGCAGAAGGGAGGCCAGGAGGGAUUUUAACUGUGUGGAAUCCUUCGCGGUUUGCAUGCUCUAGCCAUUGGGACAUCCCGGGUGCACUGAUUGUGAAUGGAAGAUGGAAUCCAGAUAGAGAGGAAUUGUGGAAUUCUAUUGGUUUGGUGGUUGAUCAGAAUAGAGAGUCUUGUGUUUGUAUUGGUGGGGAUUUUAACUCUGUUAGAUCUAGAUCAGAAAGAAUGGGAAGAGGCAGUCAUUUCUCGGCUAGAGAUAUUCAGUCUUUUGACUGUUUCAUUAGAGGUAAUGGUUUGGUGGAUGUUCGAUUACAAGGAAGAAACUUCACUUGGUAUCAGCCGCAGGGUCUGUGCAAAUCUAAACUUGAUCGUUUCCUGGUUAAUGAGAAGUGGGUUUCGGUUGAGCCACAAACAAAAGUAAGAGGAUUGCAUAGAACGGUGUCGGAUCAUUGCCCUAUCCUCUUGGAAACGAACUAUGUGGAUUGGGGGCCGAAACCCUUUAGGUUCAUCAAUGCUUGGGUUAAUCACCCGGAUUUUGAAAGGGUGGUUCGAGAAUCGUGGAACAGGAAUGACUUUUCGGGCUGGAAAUGCUAUGUGUUCAAAGAAAAGUUGAAAAGGUUGAAGGAAGAUCUCAAGAAAUGGAAUAAGGAGAGUUUUGGUUCGAUUGAUCAGAAUCUCGAAAAACUUAAAACGGAGAUCAAUGAAUGA
Messenger RNA from Salvia miltiorrhiza (redroot sage), 726 nucleotides. RefSeq lists its product as uncharacterized. Lineage: Eukaryota; Viridiplantae; Streptophyta; Magnoliopsida; Lamiales; Lamiaceae. The coding region runs from base 1 to 726 and encodes 241 amino acids. The transcript is spliced from 2 exons. The record is from RefSeq and is a predicted model, not a curated record.